CACAAGUAAAACAGGUUAAAUCAGGGCAGGAGAUCAAAUGAAGUUUCACUUUUCCUCCCUCCUCUUCUCCCAGAUGUAAGUUGGGGACCUCUCUUCAUCCGUGACUAAGAAGGACUACAUCCUCAGCUGCCUCCAUCCUCUGUCUUCUCAUGCCAACAGGCAGGGAAAGCACUUCAACAAGGGGAUGGCGCUAAGAAAGAGGGUGUUACUUUCCUUCAUCGGCUGCUCCCUGCUGAUUUUUUACAUCCUGUGUGUGAAACGGGAGAAGCUUCUGACCACACAGCCCCCGCAAUACAGUCUGGAGGAGAGCAGAACUAGAUUCAGCAUCAAAGCCCCCUCAGUGGAGCUUCAGCAGCCCACACUAGCAGCCAAAACAACAGAGCCUUCCAUCAUCGGAGACUCCUACAUGAGUGAGGACACCCCACCACAAACACACUGCCCAGAUGGUAUUCGCAGUCGGAUCACCAAGACUGAAUUUGGGAAACAGUUUAUGGAAAACAUUCCAGUCCUGCAGUGGGCCAAACACGCCACUCCUGAGCAGCACCAACGACUGAGCCAGUUCUCAGGAGCCCACGGCUGGAGAGACAUCGAUUACAAGAUGCUGGUGGGAGCUCUUUCUGUCCUAAACUCUUCAGCAAACUGGCAGAUAUUUGAUGACUGGAGGGAUCGCAGCAAUAAAUCUGAGUGUAUCCGCUGUGCUGUGGUGGGGAACGGUGGGAUCCUGAAAGACUCAAAGAAAGGGGAAGAGAUCGACAGUCACCACUAUGUCUUCAGGGCCAAUGGGGUAGUCACCGAGGGUUUUGAGCAGGAUGUGGGGUCUCGGACCACCCAUUACACAUUUGCCGCCAAAACACUAAUGCUUGCAUUCAGGGACUACAAAGGUCUUGGCUAUCAAGGACCCCCUCUGUCACAGGAAACACGAUACAUUUUCAUCCCGGAUUUUGACCUUUCUUACUUGAUGGUGAAGGCUGCAGCAACACACACUCUGGUGGAGAGUGGGGAUGAGCAGGGAAAGGAUCCAACCAAAUUCUUUGGCCAGGAUGUGUCAGCAGAGAAGCUGAAGGUGUUUCAUCCUGACUUCUUACGUUACAUCCGUAACAGAUUCCUCCUUUCUAAAAAUAUGAGGGAUAAAGAUGUACGAUAUUACCGCCCAUCUACAGGAGCUGAAAUGCUGCUGGCUGCAAUGCACACCUGUGACAAGGUGAGCGCUUACGGCUUCAUAACCCCAGACCACAACAGGUACUCCAGGUACUACUUCGACAGAGAGUACCGCCCGGUGGGCUUCCCCCCCAAACACGACUUCAUGAUGGAGAUGAACCUGUGGCAGCAGCUGCAUCAGGCGGGACUCAUACAACUCUACAUGCGUGAGCAGGUGCAGGUCGACCAGAGAUGAAGACACAGUUCUGAACUCGUUUACAGGAAAUCCAAAAGAAAUCAGUCCUGUUUGCCCUUGACUGUAAAAGAUUCACUGAAAUAUGCAAAACAAAAAAGAACAUGUUUGAUUAAAGCUUGGUUAGAGCACUGCUGGCAGUGAUUAAGGAGAUUCUGACAUUUCCUCAUGGUCUGUCUCUUUGUGAAAGCACCUACCUCUAUAAUUAAGCAGGCAAACAUGCUGUGACUGACUUUAACACCACCAGUUUAAUUUUGCAUCAAAAAAAAAACACGUCACCCUGAUGUCUACAAGGACUUUCUUAACAUCAAGAAUAACAGAACUUUGUGCCAGGGAAAACUCGUCAACAGCCUCUACUUAAGUCAUUCGACAAAGCUAAAAAUACAGCAGCGACCACCCAAAGGUGUAGAGAGAAUCAGCUGUCCAGUGUUAUCAAAUUAUUUUUAUUGAAAAAACAAUUAGUCUUAAUCCCAGUUUAAUUAUCAGUUGUUCUUUUAAAUUUUGGACCAUUUAACCAAAGACAAAUGUUUUAUUUUAUUUCUUAUGCAGUAAUUAAGCUUCUCUAGUUCUGUAUGUGCGCACGUCUAUAAAUAGACCAUGGUCGCUGCUGCACCUACAGAACCCACACUUUGCUGACAGAAGAAGUGUGAAGGCCCAAAAGCACAGUGAGGCUUCUUCUGCAGGUGUUGCAUCACCAUCUUAGAAAGACAGUGAAGGACAAAACCACCAGGGACUGAUCUUUUGAACCCUCCAUUGCUGCUGACCUGGUAAACUUUUGAACUCUCAAUUUCUGUGAACUUGGUGAACCCUUGGUUUCCAAGAACUUGGUGAACUUGAUGAACUCUCAGUUUCUGCGAUCCUCAAGGGUGGGACUUUCCAUGAAGAUAUGUCAGUGGAACCAGGUAUAAAAAAGGGGCCCCUGGUUGCCAAACGGGUCUGCUGCAGACUCCGACCUGUCGGUUCGAUUGGCGUACAUGUUCUUCAGUCCUGAGACCUUCUGUGGGUGAUCAGUGAUAACUCCUAUCGGUGAACAAAUCAAUUAAGGGUUGUUAUUACUUGUAAGCAGAAAGGAAACUUAUCUGCAAAAGAGGAUAAGACUAGAAGCUAACAAGUACUACCCAAAGGCUAUUAAGAGUCAGCGAGACCAAUGCUGGUAUUUUGCUCAUCGAAGGUAGUGUCAGCCGAUUCGAGAAAACUGUUUCUAUAGUCCAGGAUGGAGAACUAAAUCUA
This is a messenger RNA of Cheilinus undulatus (humphead wrasse), 2620 nucleotides long. Its product is annotated as alpha-N-acetylgalactosaminide alpha-2,6-sialyltransferase 2-like. The transcript has 10 exons. Lineage: Eukaryota; Metazoa; Chordata; Actinopteri; Labriformes; Labridae. Bases 185 to 1393 code for a protein of 402 amino acids. The record is from RefSeq and is a predicted model, not a curated record. Gene Ontology annotation, molecular function: sialyltransferase activity.